CGAGUGCGGACGUGCGGUCCUCGGGGCUGGCCGGGGCAGCGCGGCGUCGGAGCCGGGGCUGCGCGGUUGGCUGUGCCCCGCAGUGCCGGGAGGAUCGCGGCGCUUCCCGCCCGUCUGCGCUGCAGCAGCAGGUUGUGGUGUGCUAGGCAAUGCGUCGCAACAGUUCCAAGAAUGGAGUCGCUCUGCCUCCUGUGGCCCGAGGUCCCGAUGCUUGUCAGAUGCUCACCGGAGCUCAGCUGGGCCAGGAUCCCCCACAGAGAACAGUGCUAGGGGUACUGACUGAGAAUGAGCAGUACAGGCGAACCUGUGGCCAGGAGAUCACAACAAUCAGGUGUUUUUCUGGAUUGGAAAAUGUCUUCCCUCCAGCUGGGAAAAAAGUACUCUCUGACUGUGGCAUCCAGGAGCCAGCCAAGCAUGGAUUUGAUAUCUACAUGGAUGAGCCUGAACAGGGGGACCGAGACAGCUACCCAGGGAGAGAGGGAAUAGUCUUUGAGGAUGUGUAUGAAGUGGACACCAGCAUGCUCAAGUCAGACCUCCACUUCCUGCUGGAUUUCAAUACAGUUUCCCCGAUGCUGGUAGACUCAGCUAUCCAUUCCCGGUCUGAAGAGGCAUCGGAUUUUGGCUCAGAUGUGAUUAAUGUAACUGAAUAUGCUGAAGAAAUUCAUCAGUACCUUAGAGAAUCUGAAGUAAGACAUAGACCCAAGGCCCACUACAUGCGGAAGCAGCCGGACAUCACUGAGGACAUGCGUGCCAUCCUGGUGGACUGGCUGGUAGAGGUUGGGGAAGAAUAUAAACUUCGCACAGAGACUCUGUACCUGGCUGUCAACUUCCUGGACAGGUUUCUUUCCUGCAUGUCUGUUCUGAGAGGGAAAUUGCAGCUUGUUGGGACAGCAGCUAUUCUUCUCGCUUCGAAAUAUGAAGAGAUAUACCCACCUGAAGUAGACGAGUUUGUCUACAUAACUGAUGAUACAUAUACAAAACGACAACUGUUAAGGAUGGAACACCUGCUCCUGAAAGUUCUAGCUUUUGAUCUGACAGUUCCAACCACCAACCAGUUUCUCCUGCAGUACUUAAGGCGGCAAGGGGUGUGCAUCAGAACCGAGAACUUGGCCAAGUAUGUAGCAGAACUGAGUCUUCUUGAAGCUGACCCAUUCUUGAACUAUCUUCCUUCAUUGAUAGCUGCGGCGGCUUAUUGCCUGGCAAACUAUACUGUGAACAGGCACUUCUGGCCAGAAGCCCUUGCUGCAUUUACAGGCUAUUCAUUAACUGAAAUCGUGCCUUGCCUGAGUGAGCUGCACAAAGCAUACCUCAGUAUACCCCGUCGACCCCAGCAAGCAAUUAGGGAGAAGUAUAAGACUUCAAAGUACCUGCAUGUGUCCCUCAUGGAGUCACCUGCAGUUCUUCCUCUGCAGUAGGUGGCAGAGCU
Nannospalax galili (Upper Galilee mountains blind mole rat) is the source of this 1426-nucleotide messenger RNA. It is a transcript of the gene Ccna1, whose product is annotated as cyclin A1. Gene Ontology annotation, cellular component: cytoplasm; nucleus; cyclin A2-CDK2 complex. The record is from RefSeq and is a predicted model, not a curated record. Lineage: Eukaryota; Metazoa; Chordata; Mammalia; Rodentia; Spalacidae. Bases 150 to 1415 code for a protein of 421 amino acids. Gene Ontology annotation, molecular function: cyclin-dependent protein serine/threonine kinase regulator activity. The transcript has 9 exons. Gene Ontology annotation, biological process: mitotic cell cycle phase transition; regulation of cyclin-dependent protein serine/threonine kinase activity.